AUGAAUAACCUUCCACAUCCCCAGGACCUCCCUGGCCACGGCGGCAACACCGCUUCUUUCAGCAGUGAAGCAUCCUCAAAUUCUGGGCUGCCCGGCCUCAGUCCUGGCCUUACUGGCAACACGUUGUUCGACGGUAACAAUGGCGGCAACAGCACUUCGCCCAAGGAUGGACACGUGGAUCCAGAGAAGCACGAUCCCAUGGCCAGUCGCAUCGAAGGCGGUGUGGAAUACAAGAGCAUGGUCUGGUGGCAAGCUGGAAUGGUCAUGGUCGCCGAAACAAUCUCGCUUGGAAUCCUGUCCCUUCCUAGAGCUAUGGCGGAUCUGGGUAUUGUCCCCGGCUUGAUUUUGCUUGUCUGCCUCGGCGCAAUGGCUUCCUACACCGGCUUCGUCAUCGGCCAGUUUAAGAUGCACCAUCCUCAUAUCCACUCCUUUGCCUGUGCCGGCGAGGUCCUCUUUGGCAAAUGGGGGGGCCGAAUCCUCGGCUGGGGUCAAUUUGCGUUCUAUGUCUUUAUCAUGGGCAGUCACAUCUUGACCUUUUCCAUCAUGAUGAACGCCAUCACCGGACACGGAGCCUGCACUAUCCUCUGGAUGGUGCUCGGCACGAUCCUGAGUCUUCUCUUCACCCUGCCACGGACUCUGAAGCAUCUCUCCUACUACUCCAUCGCGAGUUUCAUCAGCAUUAUUGGUGCUGUCAUGAUCACCAUGGUCGGAGUCUCCAUCACCAAGCCAGGCAUGGUUAACGGAGCCCUCGUCGUCAGAUUCUGGCCCCGACCAGGCCUCAGCUUUCAUGCUGGCUUCAACGCAGUGUCCAACAUGGUCUUCGCGUAUGCCGGUCAUGUCGCUUUCUUCACCUUUAUUUCCGAGCUGAGGAACCCCCGAGACUUCCCCAAGGCUCUUGCAUUCCUCCAGUGUAGCGACAUCUCCAUGUACAUUAUUACUGCGGUCGUGGUGUACUAUUACGCUGGAAACAAUGUGUCCAGCCCAGCCUUGGACAGUGCCAGCACCGUCGUCAAGAAGAUCGCCUACGGGAUCGCCAUUCCUACCAUCGUCAUCGCCGGUGUCGUCAACGCGCACGUCGGCGUCAAGUUCCUCUACGUCAAGCUCUUGCACAAGAGGCAGGACGACCUCAUGCAUCAAAAGGGCUGGGCAUCAUACCGAAUCUGGUUGCUCAUGGUUUCUCUCUCGUGGUUCGGCGCUUGGUUGAUCGCUGAAGCUGUUCCUGUCUUCGGUGACCUGUUGAGCCUUACGUCUGCGCUGUUCGCAUCUUGGUUCACCUUUGGCUUGUCGGGAAUGUUUUGGAUGAACAUGAACAAUGUCCGUGAGUGGCGCAAGUGGACAUUGGGCAAGCGGAUUCUUUUCUUGGUCAAUGUUAUGAACAUCAUUUUCGCGCUCCUCCUGUUCGGAGUCGGCACCUGGGCCAGCGUAUACAGCAUGGUGAGGAACGGAACAACCACCAGGCCAUUCAGUUGUGCGAACAACGCUGGUGGGCAUUGA
Messenger RNA from Cladophialophora yegresii CBS 114405, 1494 nucleotides. RefSeq lists its product as uncharacterized. The transcript has a single exon. The record is from RefSeq and is a predicted model, not a curated record. Gene Ontology annotation, cellular component: vacuolar membrane. NCBI's taxonomy places the organism in Eukaryota, Fungi, Ascomycota, Eurotiomycetes, Chaetothyriales, Herpotrichiellaceae. Gene Ontology annotation, molecular function: amino acid transmembrane transporter activity. Gene Ontology annotation, biological process: amino acid transmembrane transport. The coding region runs from base 1 to 1494 and encodes 497 amino acids.